CACUCAAGGAAUGGUUAUAAGGCGUGUUUUUAUAGACUUACCGGAAACACUUGCAGUAUAAAUUACAGAAUACUUUCAUUUCUCAUUGCAUUAUCAUGACUAGCAAAGGGACAACACUCAAGGCAAAGACUUGUCCUAAGAGCAGAGAUGGCAUGGAAGACAUGAAAGCAGCAACUCUACCCAAAAGUCCAGGGAAAGACUUUUUGGAGGAGAGGCUAAAUGGUACAGCAAAGGAACAGAAACCAAGAGCGCGGGAAAAGGCAAACCAAUCUGAGGAGAAGCAAUCUGUACUGAGCCCACAAAAGGAAACCACCGAGCAUCAAAGGACAUGUGCUACCAAGGCUCCUGUGCAAGACACAAGACCAAAAGUGCGUGCUGGAAGUGUCAAAACAACACAACAAUCUGCUGAAGCACGAAAGAAGACUAAGCCAGAGGCACCAAAGGACAUCAAAGAUGAUAGGAUCAAGGUUACAACAGCAAAACCCUGUCUUGAAAAGGCAAAAUCGCUUCCACAACCUCCAGAGGAGAUGGCAAAGAUGCAACAAGAGGUACCAAAGGACAUCAAAAAUGAGUUGACAAAGGUUAGAAAAGCAAAAUCAUGUUCUAUAAAGGCAAAAUCACUUGAACUGCCACCAGAGGCACCAGAGGAUACCAAAAAUGCUGCAGUGGACUCCAUUCUCAACAAAACUCUGGAAAAACUGAAGAUUAAGAAGCAGGAGAGAUCAGAUGCAUCAGGAGUCGUUAAUACACUAGUAGAAAAUAUAAUUGCACACUUGAAACAGAACACAGUAUACUUCAAAGAAGUAGAGCAGCCACUGCGUACUGGGAGUUACUAUGAAAAUUUGAAGAUUGCCAAUCCUGAUGAAUUUGAUGUAAUGCUGCCCUUUCCUGUUGACCGAGUGAGCAUUGAACCAUUUGGAGAUGAUGGAGCAUUUUACAGUGUGGGCUUGAAGCGUGAAAAGAACCCUUUGCAGAAAUUUCAAGAGAAUGGCACUUUAUCUUCCAGCAUGAUGCUCAAGGAAUUCAGGGAAGAAGUGAAGAAAUGCGCAAAGAAAUAUCCAGAAUGGGAAAUGACCAAAAAGAAAAAAGGCUGUCCUGCAGUGACCUUAAUCACUAAAGUGCAGUCAGUCACGAUUUCACUGGAUGUUGUUCUCAGCAUUGUGGUCAAAUCUCGCUGGCCGAUUUUCACCAAAGAAGGCCUCAAAAUAGAUGGCUGGCUGGGAACAAAAGUAAAGAAGGAAUACAAGUGGAAGCCAUAUUAUCUGGUCCCUAAAUAUGAAGGCAGGGGCAGUGUGGAAAACGAUGGUGUUCUUGCAAAGGAUGUUUGGCGGGUUUCUUUCUCUCAUAUUGAGAAGGAUAUCCUGAAGAAUCAUGGAUCAGAGAAGACAUGCUGUGAGAAAGGUGGAGUACGCUGCUGCAGGAAAGACUGUCUGAAGCUCCUCAAGCACCUUCUCAGUUUGCUAAAGGAGAGGGAUCCUUCCUUUGACAAGUUCUGCUCCUACCACGCCAAGACUACACUCCUGCAUGCCUGCUGCUCUAGAUCUAAAGACAUCGACUGGAGAGCCUCAGACCUGAGCCACUGUUUUCAGCUGCUGCUAAAGAACUUUGUAGACUAUUUAGAAAGAGGGGAUCUACCAAACUUCUUCAUCCCGUCUCAGAAUCUGCUCUCGGGUCCAGGACAAAGCAAGUGCAACAACCUGGCCCGUUGUAUCAGGGAGGAACGCGAUAAAGGCUUUCCUAUUUUUAAAUGA
Messenger RNA from Cheilinus undulatus (humphead wrasse), 1751 nucleotides. RefSeq names its product cyclic GMP-AMP synthase a (gene cgasa). The transcript is spliced from 5 exons. Gene Ontology annotation, biological process: paracrine signaling; DNA damage response; activation of innate immune response. NCBI's taxonomy places the organism in Eukaryota, Metazoa, Chordata, Actinopteri, Labriformes, Labridae. The record is from RefSeq and is a predicted model, not a curated record. Gene Ontology annotation, molecular function: chromatin binding; 2',3'-cyclic GMP-AMP synthase activity; double-stranded DNA binding. The coding region runs from base 96 to 1751 and encodes 551 amino acids. Gene Ontology annotation, cellular component: nucleus; cytosol; site of double-strand break.